AGUCACUAUUGAAUUAAGCAAAAUUACUUAGGCUGAAACGGUCAUGCGGAUCUAUUUUCUAUGCGGAAGAAUACAAACCGAUGACGUGUCGCUUUUUGUAUAUAAGAUAGCGUCACUCUUCCGUUUCAGUAGUCAUUCAGUGAUCUUUAAGGUUCUUACGUAUAACUAAGAAGCUUCUUUAACCAACUGAAAUCGUCCAUCAUGCAGAUCUUUGUCAAGACCCUUACUGGAAAGACCAUCACCCUGGAGGUCGAGCCAAGUGACACCAUUGAAAAUGUCAAAGCUAAGAUCCAGGACAAGGAAGGCAUCCCCCCAGAUCAGCAGAGGCUGAUCUUUGCUGGCAAGCAGCUUGAAGAUGGCCGCACCCUCUCCGACUACAACAUUCAGAAGGAAUCCACCCUCCACCUUGUCCUGCGUCUGAGGGGUGGAAUGCAGAUCUUCGUCAAGACCCUCACAGGAAAGACCAUCACCCUGGAGGUCGAGCCAAGUGACACCAUUGAAAAUGUCAAAGCUAAGAUCCAGGACAAGGAAGGCAUCCCCCCAGAUCAGCAGAGGCUGAUCUUUGCUGGCAAGCAGCUUGAAGAUGGCCGCACCCUCUCCGACUACAACAUUCAGAAGGAGUCCACCCUCCACCUUGUCCUGCGUCUGAGGGGUGGAAUGCAGAUCUUCGUCAAGACCCUCACAGGAAAGACAAUCACCCUGGAGGUCGAGCCAAGUGACACCAUUGAGAAUGUCAAAGCUAAGAUCCAGGACAAGGAAGGCAUCCCCCCAGAUCAGCAGAGGCUGAUCUUUGCUGGCAAGCAGCUUGAAGAUGGCCGCACCCUCUCUGACUACAACAUUCAGAAGGAGUCCACCCUCCACCUUGUCCUGCGUCUUAGGGGUGGAAUGCAGAUCUUCGUCAAGACCCUCACAGGAAAGACCAUCACCCUGGAGGUCGAGCCAAGUGACACCAUUGAGAAUGUCAAAGCUAAGAUCCAGGACAAGGAAGGCAUCCCCCCAGAUCAGCAGAGGCUGAUCUUUGCUGGCAAGCAGCUUGAAGAUGGCCGCACCCUCUCUGACUACAACAUUCAGAAGGAGUCCACCCUCCACCUUGUCCUGCGUCUUAGGGGUGGAAUGCAGAUCUUCGUCAAGACCCUCACAGGAAAGACCAUCACCCUGGAGGUCGAGCCAAGUGACACCAUUGAAAAUGUCAAAGCUAAGAUCCAGGACAAGGAAGGCAUCCCCCCAGAUCAGCAGAGGCUGAUCUUUGCUGGCAAGCAGCUUGAAGAUGGCCGCACCCUCUCCGACUACAACAUUCAGAAGGAGUCCACCCUCCACCUUGUCCUGCGUCUGAGGGGUGGAAUGCAGAUCUUCGUCAAGACCCUCACAGGAAAGACAAUCACCCUGGAGGUCGAGCCAAGUGACACCAUUGAGAAUGUCAAAGCUAAGAUCCAGGACAAGGAAGGCAUCCCCCCAGAUCAGCAGAGGCUGAUCUUUGCUGGCAAGCAGCUUGAAGAUGGCCGCACCCUCUCUGACUACAACAUUCAGAAGGAGUCCACCCUCCACCUUGUCCUGCGUCUUAGGGGUGGAAUGCAGAUCUUCGUCAAGACCCUCACAGGAAAGACCAUCACCCUGGAGGUCGAGCCAAGUGACACCAUUGAGAAUGUCAAAGCUAAGAUCCAGGACAAGGAAGGCAUCCCCCCAGAUCAGCAGAGGCUGAUCUUUGCUGGCAAGCAGCUUGAAGAUGGCCGCACCCUCUCUGACUACAACAUUCAGAAGGAGUCCACCCUCCACCUUGUCCUGCGUCUUAGGGGUGGAAUGCAGAUCUUCGUCAAGACCCUCACAGGAAAGACCAUCACCCUGGAGGUCGAGCCAAGUGACACCAUUGAGAAUGUCAAAGCUAAGAUCCAGGACAAGGAAGGCAUCCCCCCAGAUCAGCAGAGGCUGAUCUUUGCUGGCAAGCAGCUUGAAGAUGGCCGCACCCUCUCCGACUACAACAUUCAGAAGGAGUCCACCCUCCACCUUGUCCUGCGUCUUAGGGGUGGAAUGCAGAUCUUCGUCAAGACCCUCACAGGAAAGACCAUCACCCUGGAGGUCGAGCCAAGUGACACCAUUGAGAAUGUCAAAGCUAAGAUCCAGGACAAGGAAGGCAUCCCCCCAGAUCAGCAGAGGCUGAUCUUUGCUGGCAAGCAGCUUGAAGAUGGCCGCACCCUGUCUGACUACAACAUUCAGAAGGAGUCCACCCUCCACCUUGUCCUGCGUCUGAGGGGUGGAAUGCAGAUCUUCGUCAAGACCCUCACAGGAAAGACCAUCACCCUGGAGGUCGAGCCAAGUGACACCAUUGAGAAUGUCAAAGCUAAGAUCCAGGACAAGGAAGGCAUCCCCCCAGAUCAGCAGAGGCUGAUCUUUGCUGGCAAGCAGCUUGAAGAUGGCCGCACCCUCUCCGACUACAACAUUCAAAAGGAGUCCACCCUCCAUCUUGUCCUGCGUCUGAGGGGUGGGCAGUAAAGUCAUGGUUCCACAGUUGGUUUCAUUUGCCAUGUAAUGCUUGGAAAUUAAAAGUUACAUUUGUUUUUAACUUGUGACCAAAAAUGUUCUGUUAUCACAAUAAAAGGUUAAAUUUG
Nothobranchius furzeri (turquoise killifish) is the source of this 2603-nucleotide messenger RNA. Its product is annotated as polyubiquitin-C. Lineage: Eukaryota; Metazoa; Chordata; Actinopteri; Cyprinodontiformes; Nothobranchiidae. The record is from RefSeq and is a predicted model, not a curated record. Gene Ontology annotation, biological process: modification-dependent protein catabolic process; protein ubiquitination. Gene Ontology annotation, molecular function: ubiquitin protein ligase binding; protein tag activity; RNA binding. Gene Ontology annotation, cellular component: cytoplasm; nucleus.